Messenger RNA from Asparagus officinalis (garden asparagus), 711 nucleotides. RefSeq lists its product as uncharacterized. The record is from RefSeq and is a predicted model, not a curated record. The transcript has a single exon. Bases 1 to 711 code for a protein of 236 amino acids. NCBI's taxonomy places the organism in Eukaryota, Viridiplantae, Streptophyta, Magnoliopsida, Asparagales, Asparagaceae.
AUGAGUCUACCGGGACGAGCCCAUUCGAGAUCAUCACAGGUCAGCAACCACUCACUCCAAUACGCUAUUGCUACAGGUUAUAAGGGAAAUAGCCCAGCCGCUUACCGAUUUGCUAAGGAGUGGCAAGAUCAGAACGAAUUGGCACGCUCGUGCUUGAAUAAGGCGUCAAAGAAGAUGAAGAAAUGGGCCGACAAGAAGCGAAGACAUAUGGAGUAUCAAGUUGGAGACUUGGUCCUUGUCAAGCUUUCUACAUUGGAUCAACAUAAAGGGCUACACAAGAGCUUGAUACGCAAGUAUGAGGGCCCAUUUCCAAUUGAGAAGAGAGUGUGGAACGUGGCUUACAGGGUAAAGCUUCCCCCAACCGUGAAGUAUCAUCCGGUCUUCCAUGUGAGCAUGUUAAAGCCAUAUCAUCAAGAUAUGGAAGAUCCAGAUAGAGGAAAGUCUAGUCGAGCGCCAAUAGGGAUUCGUAUGGAAUUCGACAAGGAGGCCGAAGAAAUUCUUGCGGAUAGGACGGUUCGUGAAGCCAACAACCACCCGAGGUUAAUUCUUGCGGAUAGGACGGUUCGUGAAGCCAACAACCACCCGAGGUUAGAGUACUUUGUGAAGUGGAAGAGCUUACCCGACAGUGAGAACAGUUGGGAACCUACGCGAUCCUUGUGGCAGUUUGAAUACUUGAUCGAGAAGUUUCGUCAGGAGAAGACUAAGCGAUGA